Messenger RNA from Peronospora matthiolae, 660 nucleotides. The record is from the annotation of a GenBank genome assembly. Lineage: Eukaryota; Oomycota; Peronosporomycetes; Peronosporales; Peronosporaceae.
AUGGACGAAGAGAUUGACACUUUGCAAUCCCAGUACUCACGUUCGGGGAGGUCUUUUUUCGACGGCCCUUCUUCGAAUGCAGAGGCUGGGCACGAGGCUCCCAGCUUCCCCAAGCCGGUGGAUAGCCAUUCCAGUGGACGAGAUAAUUCGUCCGGACGCCAUUCACGUCGCGGUGGCUCAAAAUACGUUCCACUAGGAAGCGUUGGCCACCGCUUGAGUCCACCAAAGGAUGUGGUGGCGGCGGGAACACCUGAUCCGCCUCAAGGGUCGUAUCAGCUUGAUGUUCAGGAGCUGAACCGUGUAACGGAACAGUUGCAAGAUGACCUGGAUCAUGAACGGACUCGGCGUCAUGAGCUCCAUGAUCUUGUAAAGGAUAAUUACAAUUACUUAGCGCACGAUCGUUCGGACGAUCGUGCCACGUUUGCGUUUGCGCAACUUGAGAAUGAACGUUCGGCUCAUUCUCUACGUGACGAGAUGACUGCAGCUCGUCGAGACAUCGCUCAACUGCGUGAGCAGGUCUCUUCGCUAGUCGACCAGACUGGCUCGUUGAAACGGGACCACUCGAAGGUGGUCUCGGCUUUCGACUGCAGAGGUGUUCUUCGCAUCUCGAAAGGGGAUUGUACUGAUAGUACGGGCGGAGACGACCAAAGUAAAACGUAG